GACGUUAAAGAUUCUCUCUCUCCCUUGCAUCCAACUGCUUUUGUCUCUAGUCUUGUUCUUUCGUCCAUUAAUUCCAUCCAACUGCCAGUUUGACCCGCACUAGGCUCCAGCUUGCUCUACCGAUCAUGGCCGCAGGUGCUGCCGUUCCGGUCAUCUCCGCCGGAGAAGAUCUCCCCGCCGACCUGACCUCCGCCUCCUCCGAGCCCCCUUCCCUCUUCGACGGCACCACCAGGCUGUACGUGGCGUACCACUGCCCGUACGCGCAGCGCGUCUGGAUCGCCAGGAACUGCAAGGGAUUGCAGGACAAGAUCAAGAUAGUCGCGCUAGAUCUCGUGGACAGGCCAGCCUGGUACAAGGACAAGGUCUACCCAGAGAACAAGGUACCUGCCCUGGAGCACAACAAGCAAGUGAAAGGAGAGAGCCUGAAUCUGCUCAAGUACAUUGAUGACAAUUUCGAUGGCGCAGAAUUGCUCCCUCAUGAUUCUGCAAAGAAGAUGUUUGCCGACGAAUUGCUUGCGUACAGCGACAGUUUCAACGCCAGCGCUUUCUUCUCAUGCCUACGCUCCAAGGGAGAUGUGACCGACGAAGCUGUUGCCGCUGUUGAUAAAAUAGAAGCUGCCCUAGGAAAGUUCAGCGAUGGCCCUUUCUUCCUUGGCCACUUCAGCCUGGUCGACAUUGCAUAUGUGCCAUUCAUCGAAAGGCUUCAGAUAUCCUAUUCUGGCAUCAAGAACUACGAUAUCAUUGGGGGCAGACCCAACCUUGGUAGAUUCAUCGAGGAAGUCAACAAGAUCAACGCAUAUACACAAACCAAACUGGACACACAAGUUACGCUUGAUAUAAUCAAAGAGAAGUUUGGGAUUCCUUAAUGAUUUGGACUUGUGGUGGCCAAGGAACUACGACCAGGAAACUCCUGCAGAAUCUUAUGAAGCAGAGAAAGACCAAGGAUUGUUUUCGCUCGUUGAAUGUUCUGCCGUGCUGUGCUGUUAGAGAACAAAUAUAUAAACAGGAUCGUACUGUAAUCUUUCCUUGCCAGGUGCUAGUGAUAUCUUUGCAUAUCUGAAAUUGUAUAUCACCUGUAGAUCGUAAUGGAGUUGUGCAAUCCCUACCAUUUCUCCAUUGAGCUAUAAAAUUUGUAGCCUUGCUGGUUGCAAUCGUGUACCGCA
Messenger RNA from Triticum urartu, 1163 nucleotides. NCBI's taxonomy places the organism in Eukaryota, Viridiplantae, Streptophyta, Magnoliopsida, Poales, Poaceae. The record is from RefSeq and is a predicted model, not a curated record.